AUGGAAACACGCACAGAAUACGCGCAGCGGCCCUCAACACGACAAAGCCGCAUGAAAAUCGACGCCCUCUUAAAUCCGGGCGAAGGAGACAGCUACUCAGACUCACCUCGCUCCCAACACGCCUCAAUCCCAUCCAUCCACAGCUACCAACACUCGCCAAGUUUCCCCCAAGUCCAAACUACUGGUAUGGACGAUACCACGACACCAGCCCGGGUGCACUAUCCAGCGCAACCCACAGCAGCAGCCAUAGCCAUAGCGAAAGCCAAAGUCACAACCACGCAGGCCCAACAGCUCACCACCAAAGCCAAAGCCAAUCCCACCACAUGUUCCUAA
Messenger RNA from Penicillium canescens, 333 nucleotides. RefSeq lists its product as uncharacterized. Bases 1 to 333 code for a protein of 110 amino acids. The record is from RefSeq and is a predicted model, not a curated record. Lineage: Eukaryota; Fungi; Ascomycota; Eurotiomycetes; Eurotiales; Aspergillaceae. The transcript has a single exon.